Ilex paraguariensis (yerba mate) is the source of this 1497-nucleotide messenger RNA. The record is from the annotation of a GenBank genome assembly. Lineage: Eukaryota; Viridiplantae; Streptophyta; Magnoliopsida; Aquifoliales; Aquifoliaceae.
UUUAGUAAGGAUAAAAAGAAAGAAAUUACCUUAUAAGAUCUCCAAUGUGAAGUUAACAAACUAAAACAAGAAAUAAAAGAUUCAAAAGCACAAGAUUAGAAACUUUGAGAAGCUUUAAAUCUUUUACAAUCUAAAGAUGAUUUUAGUAAAUUAACAGAUCUUAAUCUUAAAGAGCAAUUUCAAACUAAAGAUAACAACCCAAAUAGCUCACAUAGCGCAAUCAGAACAUCCCAGCGGAUACCCAUAACCUCCACCUCUCUAAUGGAACCCUUGGGUGUAAUAAAGCUGCCUUCGCAAGAAGGAUGUUCGCAAACCAAUAAUGAUGAUAACAAAAUUAAUUUAAUCAACAGAUUAAAUAUCUAAAAAUGGCACUCCAAAGUAAAACUCAUAAUCAAUAAUGAUUAGGAAAUCAACACAGUAGCCCUUAUAGAUACUGGUGCAGAUUUAAACUGUAUAGAGGAAGGGUUCAUUCCAACCAAAUACUACCACAAAACAACCAUAGGUGUCAAUGUAGCAAAUGGUAAGAAAAUGGGAGUAAAAUACAAAAUGUCAAAUGAACAUAUUUGUCAAGACAAUGUAUGUUUUAAAACUUCCGUUGUUUUAGUAAAGAACAUGACUGAUAAAGUCAUUCUUUGUGUACCAUUUAUAUAUUUGUUGUAUCCUUUCACAACAUAUAUUAAUGGACUAACCGCCAAGCCAUUUGGUCAAAAAGUAACUUUUAAAUUUUUAACCAAACCCCAAGUUAAGAAAUUAAGGCAACUAAAAGAGUGUUCAAUCUCUAUGUCCCUUAAUUUAAUAACUCAAAAAACUAACGAAGUGAAAUUUCUUACGGAAGAAAUUAAUCAUAAAAGAGUCCAAGAACAAUUAGCAAAUCCAAUCUUAAUAAAAAAGAUUGAAGAAUUUAAAACUAAAAUGGAAGCAGAAGUGUGUUCUAAUCUUCCUCCAACUUUCUGGCAUAGGAAGAAACACAUGGUGAAACUUCCCUACAGUAAAGGAUUUAGUGAGCAAAAUACUCCAACUAAAUCCAGACCUAUCCAAAUGACUCAUGAAGUAAUGAAAAUUUGUAAAAAAGAAAUUUCUGAAUUAUUUAAAAUGGUAUCAUUAGGAAAAGUAAAUCUCCUUGGUCAUGUCCUGCUUUCUAUGUCAUCAAAAAUGCAUAAUUAGAAAGAACUCCAAGGUUAGUAAUGAACUACAAACCUUUAAAUUCUGUAUUGGCAUGGAUCAGGUACCCAAUUCCAAAUAAACAGAAUUUAAUCAAAAGGCUUAGUAAUAUUUUCAAAAUUUGAUUUGAAAAGUGACUUCUGGCGAAUUCAGAUCUUCCCAAAAGACAGAUAUAAAAAUGCAUUCACAACUCAUUUUGGACAUUAUAAAUGCAAUGUAAUGUCCUUUGGAUUGAAAAAUACACCUAGUAAAUUUCAAAACAUAAUGAAUGAAAUAUUCAAUUCAAUUAGUCAUUUCUCUAUAGUCUACAUAGUCAUUUCUCUAUAGUCUACAUAG